UGUUUCACUAGAUGUUAAGGGUUUAAGAUUUAGGGAAUUAUGCAAAACACACUUGCAGUGCUGAGCUUAAUUCUGUGUGUGUAUGUGUGUGUGUGUGUGUGUGUGUGUGUGUGUGUGUGUGUGUAUGGUGGGGUCCCUCCCCAUUUAUUUGAGGGUGGAGUUGAACGCUUGAAAACAGGAAAAAUUCACAGGAGACUGAGCAAGCGGCUUCAGAUAUCGAUCAGGCCACAGCUCCAGGACCAUGCGUUUUCUUAAAAUAACUUUUGAGAACUGAGUGCAAAAAUAUGCGAGUGGCACAGUCGCUUUGUGCAUUUAUAGACAAAUGCAUAUCGCGGAGCUCCUUCACACAUCCACCAGCCACACUGCGAGCCCUUCAGCUGCUCACAGCCUUCCAAAAAUACUUCCCUGAUGCACUAACAAUCUGCAACUGUGCAAGGAAAUGCCCUGCAACAGACCUUCUAAACGUUGCCUAUUGUGCGGUGUACAAGCACGAAAGCUGUUCGUGCAGAAUCUUACCCCCUUCUAAACGCUAAAAGCUCCCUCACUAGCGCCUUUGUUUAGCACAAAUACUCAAAACUUUAUUAAAAACAGCUUUCAAAAGGAGAUUUAUAAACUAGGCACCAGCAAAGUUGAGAGUGGAAAAUAAAUCGUAUAGCUUUAACCCACAGAAGUUAAAAGCCUUUUUUUUUUUUUUUUUUUGGUUAGCUAACAAUGGAAACUUUUUUUUUUUUUAAAGUGUUUCCCUCCCUCGGUCUUGCCAAGCAAUAGAAAAAAAAAAAAAAAAAAAAAAAGAAGAAAAGAAAAACUUGUUCCGCUGAGUUCAACCCCAGACAGGCUCACAACUUCCUUCCUGCUUUCCUCCCCCAAGCCCCCGCCUUUCUGCCUCCUCCCCAACCCCCAACUUUUUUUUUUUUUUUUUUAAAUCUUACAUUGAACAAACACUGAAGUAGCCGGGAGCAGACGCUGACAGCGGUCGUAUCUCCAACCAAGCAAGAAGCCGCGCAGGGUCGGCCUGGCGUUGGCCCCUCCGGGAUCGUCUGGCCCCUGCGCCGGAACAUUCUCCCUUCUUGCACCUCACUUUUUUCUCCUUCCAUAAGUUGUUGCGGAAAUCCCUUGGGGACGUUUUUUUUUUUUUUUUUGCUUUAAGCCACCUGGUCUGUGGGAGCCCCGAGUCCCUGAGGCAUGUCGCCGGCACGGGACCUGGGAGUUUGAGCAAUUGCAGGUAAGCGUGGCGGCUCCUUCCCGGCCCUUGCUUCGGAGCCCUCUUUCCGCUCCAUCUGUGCUGGGCUGCUCUGGGUGUUCCGGGGUCCGAACGCAGCGCAGAGGGGAGGGCGUUCGGUUUGGGAGUGUGGCGUGGAGCGACUCUGGGGGCAGCGGAGGCGAGCCGCCUCUCUCACCGCCUUCCGGGCCGCCGCGCCGCCUCCCCGGCGCGCUGCGGGCGUCCGGGGCUCGGAGUGCCGGGCGGGCCCUGCCCUCGGCCGCACCGCUCCGGGGGGCUUAGCUGUCGGACUCGGCGGGGCUGCAGAUUCUCAGGCCUGUAAGCUCGGGAGGCCUCCGGGCUGCAGCCGCGCGAGCAAGCCGGGAGUUCCUCGGGGGGUGUGGGUCCCGGAGCCUGCGGGGUUAGCUGGGUCCUUGCUGAGAGGAUGCACGCAGGACGGAGAGGCUGCGGGCAUGCACGGCCCCCUUCCACCCCCUACACACACACACGCACACACACACACACACGCUGCAGGGGGUGAGGGGACCGUAGGGGGCCUCCAGUAUCGAUUCCGGUACAGGAUACUGCGGAGUUUUGGUCCCGGGCGCGCGCGCCUGCGUGCGCGCGCCUGAGCCCACUUUCACAAAACACACUUGUUUGGAGACGGACAGGCAUCAAGCUAAGUGCUUAAAAGUGCCCUGCGCUCUCCCAGGCCUUUCAUAGGCCGAGAGACACAGCCCUAAGCCCCAGGGUCGGGAAAGAAAACGGCGGGCACCUAAGCGCCCUUCCAGGUCUUGGCUCAAGCAGCGGUUUGGGGAAGGCAGCCUCGAGAUUGUUUAUGGAGCUUGGGGCGGGGGCCGAGCCCGCAGUAGUGGCCCUCGCCCGCCGCCUAGGCCAUGCUGCUCCCUUGGCGCGCGGAGCCGCGGCCGCCGGGCCUCCGGGACUAAGCCGGCAGCCGCGGGAGGAGGAGGCGCCGACGGCGGAGCGGGACGGAGAGCCGCGGCGGCGGGCGGACUCAGUACUAUGGCUGUGUACUGCUAUGCCCUCAACAGCCUGGUGAUCAUGAACAGCUCCAACGAGCUCAAGAGUGGCGGCCCCCGGCCCAGCGGCAGCGAGACGCCUCAAGCCUCCGGGAGGGCCGCGCUGAGCCCCGGCAGCGUCUUCAGCCCCGGGAGAGGCGCCUCCUUCCUCUUCCCCCCGGCAGAGUCACUGUCGCCGGAGGAGCCCCGGAGCCCUGGGGCUUGGCGCAGCGGCCGGCGCAGGCUGAAUAGUAGCAGCGACAGUGGCGGUGGCAGCAGCAGCAGCAGCAGCGGCGUGAGCAGUCCCAGUUGGCCUGGCCGCCUGCGAGGGGACGCGCAGCAGGUGGUGGCGGCUCGCACCCUCUCCCCACCCGGGCCGGAGGAGGCCCAGAGGAAGCUGCGGAUUCUGCAGCGCGAAUUGCAGAACGUGCAGGUGAACCAGAAAGUGGGCAUGUUUGAGGCGCAGAUUCAGGCCCAGAGCUCUGCCGUCCAAGUGCCCCGAAGCCCGCGUUUGGGCAGGGCUCGUUCGCCCUCCCCGUGCCCCCUCAGAAGCAGCAGCCAGCCCCCCGGAAGGGUUUUGGCUCAGUGCGCCCCAAGUGAGGAACGGAGGACAAAGUCCUGGGGAGAACAAUGUACAGAGACCCCAGACGCCAGCUCCGAGAGGAGAAGCAGACUCAGCACACAUCCGUCGAAGGACAGGGAGGGAGUGGCCCCUCUUUUAGUCCCAGCCAGCCCGACCAGGUUAGGGAUUCAGGGUCCAUGUGCUUCAGUGAGGCUGGAGAGGGCUACUCCGGCCAGUCCUCGCUGUGGCUCACCCACAGCCAUGGAAAUCAACAAGAGGGUCGCUCCCUCACUGGAGGGCUUUGGAACUAGCUUAGCAUUGGCCACUAAAAUGGCAGCUUCAGCCGCAUCCGCAGGACCACACCCUGGACAUGAUUCUGCCCCCAUGGAAGCAGCCUGCGAGCUCGGGGGUAUGCGCCCCUGGGAGGCCCAGAUCGAGAGAUGGGGCCAGUUUCCGGACAGGGAGACAGGCUCAGCCCCAGAGCUUGGCCGGACCCACAUUAGGGAACCCCCUGGGAGAGGGGGAAGAGGAAUUCAUUCUGUUGGUGGUCAGGGCUCCCGGACACCUGAAGUCAUCAAAAGGCCAGAAGAGAGGACUGUGAAUUCCCAGAGCUCAGAGCCCUUGGAGGACCCGAGAUGGUCUAGGCUGCCUGGAGACCCGGGCGCCGUAGGUCCUGAGGAGGCAGGAAGUGGACCCCAGCAGACCCUGGACAUUGUGAGAGGGGAGUCUCCAGCACUGGGCUUGCCCGGCGGCAGCCAGGCAGCACAGCCAGGGACCAAGGAUGUGGAUGCAGGGAUUCACUGUGGCAGAAUGCUGGAACCUUUACCACCUGGGGUGGUAGCAAAAGAUUUGAAAGGACCCCAGUGCCUCCCCGGGGACAGGAUGGGUGUGCAGCCUGAAAGCCCCAUGGUUUGGCAGAGUGCCGGGGAGGAGGCCCCCACGAUCUGGACGUGUGACACAGGGGUACAGUUGAAGGGGGCUUGGGGAAGCCAGCUGCAUGACAGAGAUACUCACCCUAGCUGCCAAGAGAUGCUUCCAGACCAGAAGGACAAGGCCUCCUUAAAAGAGGCUUGCAGCUCCAGCAACAUCCCGUCCAUCCCUUCAGUCAUCAUCACAGACAUGGGUGCUCAGGAGGAUGGGGGCUUAGAGGAGAUCCAAGGAAGCCCUCGGGGUCCCCUGCCUCUGAGGAAGCUGUCAUCCUCCUCUGCCUCCUCCACUGGCUUCUCCUCUUCCUAUGAGGACUCAGAGGAGGACAUCUCCAGCGACCCUGAGCGUACCCUGGACCCCAACUCAGCCUUUUUGCAUACCCUGGACCAGCAGAAGCCCAGAGUGAGCAAGUCAUGGAGGAAGAUAAAGAAUAUGGUGCACUGGUCCCCCUUUGUCAUGUCCUUCAAGAAGAAGUACCCCUGGAUCCAGCUGGCCGGACAUGCAGGGAGCUUCAAGGCAGCUGCCAAUGGCCGCAUCCUAAAGAAGCACUGUGAGUCUGAACAGCGCUGCCUGGACCGGCUGAUGGCCGAUGUGCUGAGACCCUUCGUGCCAGCCUACCACGGGGACGUGGUGAAGGACGGGGAGCGCUACAACCAGAUGGACGACCUGCUGGCCGACUUCGACUCGCCUUGCGUGAUGGACUGCAAGAUGGGCGUCAGGACAUACCUGGAGGAAGAACUCACCAAGGCCCGGAAGAAGCCUAGCUUGCGGAAGGACAUGUACCAGAAGAUGGUUGAGGUGGACCCCGAGGCCCCCACUGAGGAGGAAAAAGCCCAGCGAGCUGUGACCAAACCACGUUACAUGCAGUGGCGGGAAACUAUCAGCUCCACAGCUACCCUGGGCUUCAGGAUCGAGGGCAUCAAGAAGGAAGAUGGCUCUGUGAACCGAGACUUCAAGAAGACCAAGACGAGGGAGCAGGUCACCGAGGCCUUCAGAGAGUUCACAAAAGGAAACCGGAACAUCCUGAUCGCCUACCGGGACCGGCUGAAGGCCAUUCGUGAAACCCUGGAAGUCUCUCCCUUCUUCAAAUGCCACGAGGUCAUUGGCAGCUCCCUCCUCUUCAUCCACGACAAGAAGGAGCAAGCCAAGGUGUGGAUGAUUGACUUUGGGAAGACCACACCCCUACCAGAAGGCCAAACCCUACAACACGAUGUCCCCUGGCAGGAGGGGAACCGGGAGGAUGGUUACCUCUCAGGGCUGAACAACCUCAUCGACAUCCUGACAGAAAUGUCCCAGGAAAGCCCACUCACCUGAGGCCACUGCCACUUCGCCUACCCAUGCCACCUCGCCUGCCACCUCUGCCUCUCGAAUCUCUCUUGCUGCCCCUAAUUCUUCCUUCAUUCCUGCCUGGGCGCCCACCUAGAAUAGAGCCUCCCAUCUGCAGUACAGGACUCCUUGGAGAAGAAAGACAUUUUCUAGGUCUUCCCUGCCCCCUUUCCUACAAAAGGGCCUGGAGGUGGUGUUUCUAAUUCUCUCUAAAUAGAAGCUAUCUUCUGGAAGAGAAUUACACAGAGCUAGGCCCAGCAUCCUGUAUAGUCAGUUGGACUUAAAGCCAGCAUGGAUCGAGAAGGCCUUGGGUUCCCUGGCUGCUGAGAGUCUUAAGAGAUUGAGCUUUGCCUCCCUCUGGGAGAACCCCCCACUCCAGGAAGUUCAGGGCCAGGCUGGCCACUAGUGGAACCCUGAUGCCCCCUAGUGGCCGGUGCUAUCCGUAUGCACAGCCCCAUUUGUGUCUUGCUCCACGGGCCCUGAAGCCAGGCCAGGGUCCUAAUUUCUGGGAGUUUGGAACACAGCCUCUGGGGAUCUGCAUGUGGCUUACGAGCAAAUACCCCUCCAGUGAGAAGCCCCAGCCUCCAGGGUCACCGUGUGGCCUUUCUAGAGAUGCUAACACAGGACACCGUCUUGCCGGUGUUAAAUGUUUGAGGUUCAGGCCAGGCUAGAAGGAAUACAGGGAUCAGCGCUGCCCCUGAAUUCCUAGGGGACAUUCUGCAAAGCUGAGCUCUCCAGGGGUGACGCCUCUGCUUGCUGCCUUGCUCUGCCCUGCUAGGGAAAUGUCCAGAGCUGGGUAGAAUCCUCAAGGCCCACACCAACCUCCAGGGAUCUGCAGCAGCUCUGAGAGCCUGCCACACCCAGGGAGGAGACUGCUCUCUUCCCGUUCAAAUCCUUGGCAGGCAGGCAGGAAGCCCUGCCACGGAACCUGGAGCCCCUCCGUGGGCAAGCCGAACAGUCUGGGCUGCACUGAGCCUUAGGAAAGCAGGAUUAGGGCUUCCUGGAGUGAUUCCUAAAUCUCCCUGGAAAUCCUCUCUUGAAGGACUUAGACCAGCGUUUCUCCGUGUCAUAUGGGUAGUCCCCAGGGUUCGGAGGGGUACCCAGGGCUGCCCCAAGCCUUCUCCUUCCUGGAGUCCUAGGUUUCUUGAAGGGCCAUGGGGGGGGUGCCCUUUGGAGCUCUCCUCUGCGCCUCUGGGCCUGUCACCUCCUCUGUGACUGAGACACUCGGAGUCACACGUACAGAUGUUCUUCUGGGUACCAGGCCAGUGGGCACUGCUUAGGGACCAAGAGAAAUGGGGGUAGACCAAGGUGUACACAGGUGGCAGGAUGCACUUUGAGCAGGGGUGGUCGUCUUGGCCACCUACCCCAGCUCCCUGGGCUUCCUAGAAGAAACUGUUGGCUCAUGUGACACGUGUGUUUCCCCUUUCAUGCUGGGUGGGUGAGUGACAGUUGGUGGAGGCGGGGGGUGGGACCCAUGAGGAUGUAUAAGUACAGAUUUUAAAAAAGGAACUCUUUUAAACUUCCUGGCUCCUGUUCAGAUCGGUGGGUGAGCUCCUGUGUGGGCUGGCUUGCUAAAGGCCAUGACCCCUGCCCCCCAUCAGCAAGUCCAGACCUUGUGACAGCAUGUGAUAUGUGUGUGUGGGGGAACAGGCAGCCUGGAGUUGGGGAGAGCAGUAGCAACUGGGCAGCCAGCUCUGGGACUCUCCAGCUGUAGUUAGUUGCUUGAGGGCUUGAGGGGGACCAUUCAUUCCAAGAGUCUACAGCUAUGAUCUGGCCAAAAGUUCCCUCCUGCUAUCUCAGAAAAACGUUUGCCAAAGCAAACUAUGCUAAGAACAAAAACGCCAGGGGCCAGUUUCGUGCAUAUAAGAGAACAAAAUUUGCUGAGCACUUUAGGAAGGUGCCGCCUGUCACGGUAAUGUGCUAAGAUGCUGUGACUGGGGGCCAGUUAGCAAUAGCCUUGGGACGAUGCCGGGCAGUGCCUUGCGGGAAAGAGGCGUGGAAAGGUGUCUUUCUGGGGUUCUGUUGCCAGGGUGCUUUGCUCAGUUGGGUUUUUGUAUUUACCAUGCUAGCACCCACACUGUAGCUUCUCAACCCACCUCCAUGCUGCCAGAGGCCCUUCCUUCCUGCCCCACUGGGAUGGACAGAGCUCAGAUGGAGUUUCCCAAAACCUCUGGCAGUCCGAUAAGCCAUGUUCACAGACCUGGUGGAGACUCCCAAGGUCCCGGCCACACAGGUGCUGGGACAUGGGCCCUAUGUGCAUGUACCUAUGUUCAGGGUCCACAGGGCCCUCCUGCUCUUGGGCCACCAGAUUUCUUGGGGGUCAGCCCUGCUUUGCACACUCCGAAGGCUGCUUCAACCGCUUUCCCCAGACUAGACUGUAAUGCCCUUUAGGAAGUUGUUUAAGUUAUAUUUAUUUUGUUUUUUUGUUGUUGUUUUAAUUGCACAAAACACUAAGAUGGAAGGCUAGGCUGUUCUUCCUGAGCUCUGCCUGUCUUCUGGGGCCUCUCCUUCGUGUCCAGAGGAGCCCUGAGCAGCUGUGGCCCCAAGACAGACACUGUUCACCUUUGGCCGGCUAUGUUUAGCUUCGAGAUUGCCUGUAUUCUGCCAGCCCUGUGUGUAUAGGCCCCACCCCCUGCUCCAGGGUGCUCGCCCACCAGUGCCUUCUGGGGAGGAGAGAACCCUCCCACACCCUGACAGGCUCCCGUCCUCUCUACCCCCCCCCCCCCCCAGGAUUGUUACAUCCCCAUGACCCUGUGCCCUGUCAGUCAACUGUAGAUGCUAUCUCCCUAAUAAACGCUUUGGAGAUCAUGA
Messenger RNA from Psammomys obesus (fat sand rat), 7843 nucleotides. It is a transcript of the gene Itpkb, whose product is annotated as inositol-trisphosphate 3-kinase B. Gene Ontology annotation, molecular function: inositol-1,4,5-trisphosphate 3-kinase activity; inositol tetrakisphosphate kinase activity. Bases 2222 to 5020 code for a protein of 932 amino acids. Gene Ontology annotation, biological process: inositol phosphate biosynthetic process. The transcript has 8 exons. The record is from RefSeq and is a predicted model, not a curated record. Gene Ontology annotation, cellular component: nucleus; cytoplasm. Lineage: Eukaryota; Metazoa; Chordata; Mammalia; Rodentia; Muridae.